CUUCGUAGACUCUAUGAAUGAAUGUAAAGUUUUCCAUAGUGGCCUGGUGCUACCCGAUUAUUCAUGGAGGGAAAAGGGCAAGCGGGCAAGAGACCUGCCGGAGCCAGAGGUGGGAAGUUCACUGGGUCCUUAAGAAGGAUGAGUGGUUCUUUUAAACGCACAUCAUUAAGGGGCUCAUCUUCUGGAUCCCAAAAGGGUCAAAAGGCUUGGAUAGAAAAAACAUUUUCCAAAAGAGAAUGCAUCUACAUAGUUGCCAACAGCAAAGACAGCAACAGGUGUUACUGCGGCCAACUUAUUACACAGCAUAUCCCACUUCCCCAAAAUGCUACGGCUAAUAAGAAUGGAGAAGCAAGCAAGCAGUUGGAAACUGUGCCUGAAAAAUGGUCAAUUGCUAAACACACCCAGCUAAGCCCUACAGAUGCGUUUGGAAUUCUGGAGUUCCAAGGUGGAGGACACUCAAACAAGGCCAUGUAUAUCCGUGUAUCUUACGACACAAAGCCUGACUCCUUGCUUCACCUCAUGGUUAAGGAGUGGCAGUUAGAACUACCUAAACUAUUGAUAUCUGUACACGGAGGACUCCAGAAUUUUGAAAUGCAGCCUAAACUGAAGCAAGUAUUUGGAAAAGGGUUAAUUAAGGCUGCCAUGACUACCGGAGCCUGGAUAUUCACCGGUGGUGUCAGUACAGGUGUUAUUCGCCAUGUGGGAGAUGCCUUGAAAGAUCAUUCUUCCAAGUCCAGAGGACGUAUAUGUGCCAUAGGAAUUGCGCCAUGGGGUAUUGUAGAAAAUAAAGAAGACCUUAUUGGGAGAGAUGUAACAAAACCUUAUCAAACAAUGUCUAACCCCUUGAGUAAACUCUCUGUGCUAAACAACACCCACACACACUUCAUCCUUGCGGACAAUGGUACCCUAGGUAAAUACGGAGCAGAAGUUAAAUUACGGCGCCAACUGGAAAAACAUAUAUCUCUGCAGAAAAUUAAUACACGACUAGGGCAAGGAGUGCCAGUAGUUGCCCUGAUCGUUGAAGGAGGUCCCAACGUGAUUUCAAUAGUUCUAGAAUGUUUACGUGAAGAACCUCCCAUCCCUGUGGUGGUUUGUGAUGGAAGUGGACGCGCUUCUGACAUCCUAUCUUUUGCUCACAAGUACUCAGAGGAAGCUGGGAUAAUCAGUGAAUCUCUCCGUGAUCAACUCCUCGUUACCAUCCAGAAAACAUUCAAUUAUAGCCGGAAUCAAUCUCACCAACUUUUCAUUGUUUUGAUGGAAUGUAUGAAGAAGAAAGAACUGAUAACUGUCUUUCGUAUGGGAUCUGAAGGUCAACAAGACAUUGAAAUGGCUAUCUUAACUGCUCUUCUGAAAGGAACAAAUGCAUCUGCUCCGGAUCAGUUAAGUUUGGCAUUAGCGUGGAACAGGGUUGAUAUUGCCCGUAGCCAAAUUUUUGUCUUUGGACAUCAAUGGCCGCCUUUAGGAAGCCUUACGGCAGCUGAUGGGUCGGCUCAGGAUAAAGAGAAGAGAUCACCAGUUGCCCAAGCUAAAGCACCCAGAGGAAAGGCCAAAGGAAAGAAAAAAGGAAAAGGCAAAGAUGAGCCUGAAGAAGAAACAGAUCCUAGGAAGAUUGAACUUCUUAACUGGGUGAAUUCCCUAGAACAAGCCAUGAUGGAUGCUCUGGUGUUAGAUCGGGUGGAUUUUGUAAAGCUUCUAAUUGAAAAUGGAGUUAACAUGCAACGCUUUCUCACAAUUCCCCGGCUAGAAGAACUGUAUAACACAAGAUUGGGUCCGCCAAACACUCUUCAUUACCUUGUGAGAGAUGUGAAGAAGGGUAAUCUUCCACCGGAUUAUCAUGUCAGUCUGAUUGAUAUCGGUCUUGUGCUUGAGUACCUCAUGGGAGGAGCUUACCGCUGCCACUACACCAGGAAAACCUUUCGAACUCUGUAUAAUAACUUGUUCGGACCAAAGAGGCCUAAAGCUCUUAAGCUUCUGGGAAUGGAGGACGAUGAGCCUCCCAACAAAGGAAAGAAAAAGAAGAAAAAGAAAGAAGAAGAAAUAGAUAUAGAUGUUGAUGACCCUGAGGUUAGCCGGUUCCAGUACCCAUUCCAUGAAUUGAUGGUGUGGGCUGUGCUCAUGAAACGACAAAAGAUGGCUCUCUUUCUAUGGCAACGUGGCGAGGAGACCAUGGCUAAAGCACUAGUAGCUUGCAAACUGUAUAAAUCCAUGGCUCACGAAUCUUCAGAGAGUGAUCUUGUUGAUGAUAUAUCCCAGGACUUAGACAACAACUCCAAGGAUUUUGGCCAGCUUGCCGUUGAAUUGCUAGAUCAAUCAUACAAACAUGAUGAGCAGGUUGCCAUGAAACUCUUAACCUAUGAACUGAAGAACUGGAGUAAUUCCACCUGUUUAAAGUUAGCUGUUGCAGCCAAACAUCGGGACUUCAUAGCACACACCUGCAGCCAGAUGCUACUAACAGACAUGUGGAUGGGUCGCCUUCGCAUGAGAAAAAACCCAGGCCUUAAGGUAAUAUUUGGAAUUCUUCUACCCCCGACCAUACUGUUCCUGGAGUUCCGUUCACACGAUGACCUUUCGUUUCACACAUCAAAGGAAUAUGAAGAAGGAAAAGAGAAGGAAGAAGACAACAUGGAUGGGAAUGCAGAUGUUAACUCCAGAAAGGGUGACGAAGAGAAUGGCAACAGGAAACAAAGAAGCAUUCCAAUAGGGACAAAGAUUUAUGAGUUCUACAAUGCCCCCAUCGUCAAGUUCUGGUUUUAUACAAUUUCUUACUUAGGAUAUUUAAUGUUAUUUAAUUAUAUCAUCUUGGUGAAGAUGGAGCGAUGGCCUUCUGUUCAGGAAUGGGUGGUUAUUUCCUAUAUCUUGACAUUGGGAUUAGAGAAAGUGAGAGAGAUCCUGAUGUCAGAGCCAGGAAAGCUGAGUCAGAAAGUGAAAGUUUGGCUACAAGAGUACUGGAAUAUCACCGAUCUCGUUGCCAUUUCAGUUUUCAUAAUUGGAGCAAUUCUUCGACUCCAAAACCAACCCUACAUGGGAUAUGGCAGGGUUAUUUACUGUGUAGAUAUCAUUUUUUGGUAUAUUCGAGUACUCGAUAUUUUUGGUGUCAACAAAUACCUUGGACCCUAUGUCAUGAUGAUUGGAAAGAUGAUGAUUGACAUGCUCUACUUUGUGGUCAUCAUGCUGGUAGUGUUGAUGAGUUUCGGUGUAGCUCGACAGGCUAUUCUGCACCCGGACGAGGAGCCCUCCUGGAGACUAGCACGCAACAUCUUUUAUAUGCCUUACUGGAUGAUCUAUGGAGAAGUGUUUGCAGACCAGAUAGACCUUUAUGCAAUGGAGAUUAAUCCUCCAUGUGGUGACAAUCUAUAUGAUGAAGAUGGGAAACGUCUGCCGCCUUGCAUUCCUGGAGCUUGGCUGACGCCGGCAAUCAUGGCCUGUUAUCUGUUGGUGGCAAAUAUACUCUUAGUGAAUCUACUGAUUGCGGUGUUUAACAAUACAUUUUUUGAAGUAAAGUCGAUUUCAAAUCAAGUUUGGAAGUUCCAACGUUACCAGCUCAUUAUGACAUUUAACGAUCGCCCUGUUCUGCCUCCUCCUAUGAUCAUCUUCAGCCAUCUCUAUAUUAUUCUCAAACGGAUUUGCUGUCGCUGCAGGAAAAUUCAUGAAGGGGAUCAAGAUGAGCGUGACAGAGGGCUAAAACUGUUUCUAAAUGAUGAAGAGUUGAAGAAAUUGUACGAGUUUGAAGAGCAAUGUGUGGAGGAGUAUUUUCAAGAAAAAGAAGAUGAGCAGCAAUCUUCCAAUGAUGAGCGGAUUAGGGUGACAUCUGAAAGAGUUGAAAAUAUGUCCAUGCGGCUGGAAGAAGUCAAUGAGAGGGAGCAUUUCAUGAAGGCUUCUCUUCAAACUGUAGACCUUCGACUUUCACAGCUGGAAGAGUUGUCUGGCAGAAUGGUGAACGCACUAGAAAAACUUGUUGGCAUUGAUAAAUCGGAGUUGAUUCAUGUCCGUUCCCGAGCUUCCUCAGACUGCGAUGCAGCCUAUCUCCUCAGACAAGGCAGUGUAAACAGCUCCGAUGGUAAUAGCAUGUACAAAUAUCAGGUUGAAACAGAGGAGCCAACAUGUGAUGAUAGUGCAAGUCCAGUAUCCCCAGCAUUGGCCCUUCGGAGGAAAGCCUAUUCUUUUGGAAUGAAGACAGAGAAAGAUGAAGAUCAGAAACAACUGGUCCCAAGACAGGCAAGCCUACGCUACACUUCUAGUGCUAACACUGUUACAGCAAAAGACUUCAACGAUGUUAACUUAGGGAUCAUUUCACAGACGACAAGACCUAUUUCCUGCAUGGAUAUUUGGAAUCAAGAUGUUAAUAAGCAGCUUAUAAACAGUGAAAAUACAAUUUGCCAAAGUUCUAAGCAAACAGAUGACCUUUUCAAUGGCCAAUCAGUAGCAGGAAUCACAUCUACUAGCUCCGCAAGGUUCUCAAAUUCCCACCUGACAGUAGAAAGGACAAAGUUGGAAGCAACCAUAUCAUAUCCUUUGGAGAAGUCGAAGGCUAUGAAAUAUUAUCCCGGUGAAUCAAUUAACACCUGUCAAACAACCAUGACUAAAUCUAGAAGUUUCAUAUUUACACAGGGAGGAAAACUAGUCGGUGGAGUUAACAACUGGACAGCAGAAUAUAGCACUAUCUUGGAUCAAUUAAGCCCAACUACAGUGGAAGAGUGGGCCGAAAAGUUGAAUUCCCAAGGAAGGGAUUCUUGCAAACAGAGUCCAGAGAUUCCAAGCCUGGAAUCAGAAGCUGAACUUGAAGCAGAGUUGAAACCUUUAUUGACAGACACAGAGGAUGACAGCGACAUUGGAGAAAUAGGAAAUAGUGCCUCUUAUCCUUGUACACCUUUCAAUGAAAGAAUAGAGACCGAACACCUACUGUCUGUGAAGCCAGACAGGACUUGUGGCUUUGCGUCUCCAAGAUCAAAGAGUUUACAUAGUCACUCAAAGAAGUCUCGCUCCAUAAUGGAUAAGUUAGAGAGACCCGGCCACGCCAGUAGUGUAAUGAACAUUGUAGUGGCAUGCGGUAGUGCAGUAGAUGACACAAAAUCAAAGCAAGAAAAUGCCUCCACAGAAACAGAAUGUUAAAAUGGUAUAUCGCAUAAACACUGUCCAUAAUAGAGUACUUACAAAAUCUUAAACUAUAAAAAUAUGUCAUUUGUAACCACUAAUAAAAAUUAUGUUGUUGCUAUGAGAUACAUUUCCUAACGGAGUGUAAAGUAAGACAGAGUAUAUAGCAUUGUUACAAACAGAACAUGUUAUAUGGUAUCAUGUCAGUGUAAACUAAGACAGAGCGACAACUUGCAAAUAUACAGUUGGUAAUAUAAGCUAACCCUUUGUUUUACAGAUCAAUGCAUUCCAAUGUUGUUACUUACAUUGAUGGGUGUAAAAAUAUUCUUGCUAAACUACUUUUUUUAGUUAGCUGAGUAUGCCACUUUAAGUAUACCACUAUUGACGUAUGUGAUAAAAUGGAACACUGAAUAACCAGUUGUUAUGUAACUUUACAUAUUGUGUUGAGAAACAGGCUAUGUCCUCACACUGAUUUUGGGACGUGUGGCAAUCAGGCAAAAUUUGUGACAGUUGGUCUGCAGGACAUAGAUUCCAAUGUUCAAACCAUCCAAGCCAAAUCUGGACAGUUGCCAAUUAUGCUUAAAGAGCAGAUAAUACAUUUUGCAGUAAUAAUAAGUGCACUGAAUGAACCUGUUACUCAUAAAUAUUUGGGGCAGAUACUGAGAACAUAUACCAAUUAUCUCUAUAUGGUGUUUGCAAAAUUGCAAAAUGAAUAGUUCGGUAGGUCUGCUGCUUCCGCUUUCUGUGACAUCUUCUGGUAAGCAUGGGUGACUUCCAUAAUUGGUGAUAUAUGUAUGCCCUCUUUUUGGGAUGGGUGAGCUGUGUCCUAGGUGGCUAUAUUUGUCUUGGAUGACUUCUGUCUAGACUGGAUGAGCUCUAUUUAGGAUGAGCUACCUCUUUCUGGGAUAGAUGAGAUCUCUCAUGAGUGAGUGACCUCUCUCUUGUUUGGAAGACCUUUCUCUAGAUUCGAUGAACUCCAUAUGGAAUAAAUGAUCUCUGUGGAUGAGCACAUCUCAACAGGAUGGUGAACUUGCUCUUGCCCGUAACUUGCUUCUUGAAUUAUAUUUAAAAGUCUUUUGAACCAGAUGAAAGUGCAAUAGAAGGAAGUAUAAUGCUGUUGAUGUGCACAAGUUGCUUCUUAACUAAUUUGUUAUUGUGUCAUUAACAUCAUACCUACAUUAAAUGCUUAUAAAUUGAAUGACAAAUAAGCCAUUGUAAAUUUUGAAAAAGCAAACAAAAAAAAAUCUUUAGCAGAACCAUAGUUAACUUUUAUUAGCCAUAUGGUUGUGCCAAAAUUAGAGGAAUUGAUAGUUCCUUUUUAAUAAGACAUUUUAUUGGUGGAAGAUGGAGUCAACUCAAGGAAGUGCACACUGCUAGAAUAGAACAUCUUGCUCCUCCUAGGCCUGUGACAAUACUUUAGAAUUUCACCAGUCACCUUACGUUGGUCAUUAGUUGCAAGACAAUGAGAUCUGUGACAAUGUUCUCUCUCUUUCAAAAUGUUAUUUUUCUACUUUUCUUCUACAACAGGGGUAGGCAACCUUAGGCACUCCAGACUA
Molecule: messenger RNA, 6647 nt
Organism: Pelobates fuscus (common spadefoot toad)
Lineage: Eukaryota; Metazoa; Chordata; Amphibia; Anura; Pelobatidae
Gene: TRPM1
Product: transient receptor potential cation channel subfamily M member 1
Exons: 27
Coding region: 64-5109 (1681 amino acids)
Biological process (GO): protein tetramerization; monoatomic cation transmembrane transport; metal ion transport
Cellular component (GO): plasma membrane
Molecular function (GO): calcium channel activity
Source: RefSeq, a predicted model, not a curated record